Molecule: messenger RNA, 4193 nt
Organism: Rattus norvegicus (Norway rat)
Lineage: Eukaryota; Metazoa; Chordata; Mammalia; Rodentia; Muridae
Source: RefSeq, a predicted model, not a curated record
UGUGCAUGGUGAGUGAGGAAGCCCGUGACUCCGAGUGCACACAUGAGCCUGCCUGGGGAAGGCAUGAGGAUUGCAGACUCUGUGGGCAUCUGCGGUGUUUAAGAUACUGCUCCAGGGCACUGGGAAGAGCCCGAAGAAGCUGGAAAGUCUGAUUCAGAACUCCAGGGGCCUAGGAACGCCUCUCUCCAGGCCCAGGUGGUGCUCUCCUUUCAGGCCUACCCCAUUGCUCGCUGUGCCCUGCUGGAGGUCCAGGUGCCUGCUGACCUGGUGCAGCCUGGUCAGUCCGUGGUAUGUGAAGUGCUCCUCCUGACGAGAAGAGCCACCUCCAGAAUCCCAGAUUCCCAAAGCCACCCGGUGCAUUGAUUCUUUAAGUCUUGGGUCUGAUCAGAGCAGUGAGCCCUCUCGGCUUCUUGUGGUGGGUUUUUUCUGUCUGUAAAAUGAGGGUAAGGACACUCCUGACUCACGUGUGACUUGGUGAGAAGUCACUAAGCAGUUUUCUGGGGCAAUUUUAUUUCAUACUCUUGCUUUGGCAUUUAAAAUUUUAAAUUUUAGCCGUUCUGCUAUCCAUGUCAUGUUUUAUAACUGGGGAUUUGUGUGUGCAUACAUAUGGCGGUGGUGGUAUUUAUAUUUCUAAAUUAUAUUUAUUUAUUUUGUGUGCAUGUGCGUGUGUGUGUCUGUGUGUCUGUGUGUGCCCUCGCACGCGCACGCGUGUUCAUGAAUGCACGCAGGGCUUCAUGUGGAAGGCAGAGGACAAGUUAAAGAGUCAGUUUUCUCCUUUUUUUUUUUUUUUUUUGGUUCUUUUUUUCGGAGCUGGGGACCGAACCCAGGGCCUUGAGCUUCCUAGGCAAGCGCUCUACCACUGAGCUAAAUCCCCAACCCCAGUUUUCUCCUUUUUACUAUAAGGGUCCUGGUGAUUGAACUCAGGCUGUCAGGCUUGGUGGUAAGCACUUUGCCUACUGAACAUCUCGGCAGCUCAGGACUAGUGUUCGUGUUGGUGGUUUGCCUGUAUGAGUGUCGGGGAGGGACAGGUUGGGGUUGGAACCAAAGGUUUUGUAUAUGCUAAGCCACAAGUUCACUGCUGAGCUAAUUGUUUUUAUUAGGCAGAAUCUUGCUGGGUAUUCUGGGUAAUCUUGCUAGGUGGUCCCACCUCACCCUCCCCUCCUGAAUGCUAACACUGCAGGCUUAUGGUACUCACUAUAUUUGGUGUUUCUUACAGCUUUGAUUUGUAUACCCCUGGUGACAGACAGACACUUUUUACAUGCUGUCUUAGUUAGGGUUUUAGUGCUGUGACCAGACACCAUGACCAAGGCAGGUCUUAUAAGGACCACAUUUAAUUGGGGCUGGCUUACAGGUUCAGAGGGUCAGUCCAGUAUCGUCAAGGCAGGAACCUGGCAGCAUCCAGGCAGGCACGGUGCAGGAGAAGCUGAGAGUUCUAUAUCUUCUGAAGGCUGCUAUGAGAAAACUCACGUCCUGGCAGCUAGGUCAAGGGUAGUAAGGCCCACACCUACAAUGACACACCUACUCCAACAAGGCCACACCUAUUCCAACAGGGCCACUCCCUCUAAUAGUGCCACUCUGUGGGCAGGGCAUGUACAAACCAUCACACAUGCUUAUAUGCUUAUUAGCGAUUUAUAACUUCCUUCAUGAAACAUCCUGUGAAACUUUUGCUGACUAUAAAAUAAGAACAAAGAUCUGGGAGUGUAGCUCAGUGGUAGAGUUCUUGCCUAACAUGCUCAAGGCCUUGGGUUUGAUUCUCAGCCAAAAAAACAGCACUUCGCGCGCGCGCGCGCGCGCGCGCACACACACACACACACACACACACACACACACACACACACACACACAUACACACGCACACACACGCACACACAUGCACACAAUUCUUUUUAUUUUUAUUUUUAUUUUUUUUUUUUUGGUUCUUUUUUUCGGAGCUGGGGACCAAACCCAGGGCCUUGUGCUUCCUAGGUAAGCGCUCUACCACUGAGCUAAAUCCCCAGCCCCCACAAUUCUUUUUGAUGUGAAAGGCCGGACACCUUUUUUUUUUUUCUUUUUUUUUUUUCGGAGCUGGGGACCGAACCCAGGGCCUUGCGCUUGCUAGGUAAGCGCUCUACCACUGAGCUAAAUCCCCAACCCCCCCACAAUUCUUUUUAAUCUGCCUAGUUUACUUCACAAAGCAGCCAUGAAGACCACUGAACUGUGCCUGUGGGGAUGCUCCAUGCUUGCCUUGGAGUAUCUGAUCAGCUUCCCUCUGGUCAAGUGGUCUGUGACAGCAGGUGUAGGCAGCAACUCAGACAGCCUGGUUAAUCCCAGGCCUGCCAAGACAGCUAUAGGUGAUACUCGCUUUAGAACUGGGGACUUGUUCAAAGGAAGGAAACUAUAGCGAUAGAUUUCAAGCUAGACAGCCUAAAUGCGGUCAUUGGCUGGACAUGGGACCAGUAGGUAGGCAGUGUUCUACUCACAUGAGCCUAAGAGCUUGGCCUGGAUUCUGAGCCCUCCACCUCCAGCCAUCCGCCACCCUCUCCUCAUAGGGUUCUGCAGUAUUUGACUGUUUUGAGGCUGGUCUUGGGGCUGAGGUACGAAUCUGGUCCUACACCAAACCCAGGUACCAGAAAGAACUCAACGUCACGCAGCAGUUGCCUGACUGCAGGGGUCUCGAAGUCCAGGACAGCAUCCAGAGCUGCUGGGCCCUACCCUGGCUCAAUGUGUCUACAGAUGGUGACAAUGUUCUUCUGAUACUGGACGUCUCUAAGGAGCAGAAAUUUGGCUUCUUACUAUACUGGGAUCAGGCCCAGGGUCCUCUCAAAUCCUUGUUGUACAAAAACCUGACUGGACCUCAGAACAUUACUUUAAACCACACUGACCUGGUUCCCUGCCUCUGCAUUCAGUUAUGGUCUCAGGAGCCAGACUCUGUUAGGACCAGCUUCUGCCCCUUCAAGAAAGAUCCCCGUGCACACAGGAACCUUUGGCACAUGGCCAGGCUGCGGGUGCAGUCCUCAGGGAGCUGGCUGCUAGACACGCCUUGCUCUCUACGGACCGAGGUGGCACUGUGCUGGCAGGCACCAGACCAGAGUCCCUGCCAGCCCCUUGUGCCACCAAUGCCCCAGAAGAAUGUCACUAUGAAUAGGCCAUUUGAGUUCCCAUUGGUGAAAGAACACCCCAACCUCUGUGUCCAGGUGAGCAGCUGGGAGAAGGUUGAGCUCCAAGAGUGCUUGUGGGCUGACUCCUUAGGGCCCUUCAAGGAUGAUAUGCUGUUAGUGGAGAUGAAAACUGACCUAAACGACACAUCAGUCUGUGCCUUGGAACCCAGUGGCUGUACACCACUGCCUAGUGUUGCCUCCACGAGAGCUGCUCGCCUUGGAGAGCAGUUGCUUCUAGACUUCAGGACACACCAGUGCAUGCAGCUGUGGAAUGAUGAUGACCUGGGAUCACUGUGGGCCUGCCCCAUGGACAAGUACAUCCACAAGCGCUGGGUCCUAGUGUGGCUGGCCUGCCUACUCUUGGCUGCGGCGCUUUUCUUCUUCCUCCUUUUAAAAAAGGACCGCAGGAAAGCGGCCCCUCGUGCCCGCCCGGCCCUGCUUCUCCACUCGGCCGAUGGAGCAUACUACGAGCGUCUGGUGGGCGCUCUGGCGUCCGCGUUGAGCCAGAUGCCACUGCGCGUUGCCGUGGACCUGUGGAGCCGCCGCGAGCUGACCGCGCACGGAGCCCUGGCCUGGUUCCACCAGCAACGGCGCCGGACCCUGCAGGAGGAUGGCGUGGUCAUACUUCUCUUCUCACCCGCGGCCGUGGCGCAGUGUCAGCAGUGGCUGCAGCUCCAGACGGUGGAGCCCGGGCCGCAUGACGCUCUGGCCGCCUGGCUCAGCUGCGUGCUGCCCGAUUUCCUGCAAGGCCAGGCGACCGGCCGCUACGUCGGGGUCUACUUUGACGGGCUGCUGCACCCAGACACUGUACCCGCCCUGUUCCGCGUCGCGCCGCUCUUCUCCCUGCCCUCGCAGCUGCCGGCCUUCCUGGAUGCACUGCAGGGAAGCAGCUCCCAGUCCCCCGGGCGACCUGCGGACAGGGCGGAACGAGUGGCCCAGGCGCUGCUGUCCGCCCUAGACAGCUGUACUUAGAGCUCGGAAGCCCCAGGCUGCCGCGAGGAAUGGGACCUGGGACCCUGCCCUGCACUCGAAUAAAGGCCGAUGCAGUAUUCCUAA